Molecule: messenger RNA, 1538 nt
Organism: Nicotiana attenuata
Lineage: Eukaryota; Viridiplantae; Streptophyta; Magnoliopsida; Solanales; Solanaceae
Product: putative Myb family transcription factor At1g14600
Exons: 6
Coding region: 178-1212 (344 amino acids)
Molecular function (GO): DNA binding; DNA-binding transcription factor activity
Source: RefSeq, a predicted model, not a curated record
ACCCACCCCACCACCUAGAGAAGGCUCUUUAUUUUUCUCCCUCUGAUGUAUGAGCAAGCCAAAUGGUGAUAUCUCUGAAUUUGAAGCAGCUGAGUACAAGAUUUUGGAGACCAAGUAGCAGAUGCACCAAUUCAGGCCUGUUAUGUUUGACUAAGGCUAAUAGCAAGUGAGCAAUACAUGGAAAAAAUGUCAUAUUCCAUUGAUUUGAAUGAAGAAGCUAAUAACAAAAGGGAAACUGAUGACAUGAUUGAGAAAACAGCAGAAGGAAACAGUAGCUCUGAGGAUAUUGGAAACUAUGAAAACAAGAGCAACAGAGUUAGGCAAUAUGUUCGAUCAAAAUUGCCAAGGCUUCGUUGGACUCCUGACCUUCAUCUCUCUUUUGUUCGUGCCAUUGAAAGAUUAGGUGGUCAAGAAAGAGCUACUCCAAAAUUGGUUCUUCAGACGAUGAAUGUGAGAGGACUCAGCAUUGCUCAUGUAAAAAGUCAUCUGCAGAUGUAUCGAAGCAAGAAACUUGGAGAGUUUGGACAAGUACUUGGCCAUGGUCAUAGAGCAAUGCAAGGAAAAAGUUAUUUCUAUGGAAAUCUAAGCCAAAGAUUUAAUCCUAUUCAAGACUUCAAAAUGAAGAAUGGUGCAAUUGUAUUAGCAAGAAAUUUUAAUGAUGAUGACAACGUGAACCACCAUUUCCAAAAUUCAUUUGCAAGACCUCGACAUGAGACAAAGGAAAAAAUUUCCAGAUAUUUGGAAUGGACUUCUAAUCAAGGAACCAACAAUUUGUUCAGAAUGAAAAUCUUGCAAAAUGGAAACCAUGAAAUUGGUCCUGUUAGACAAAGCCAUUUUCUUGAAGAAAAAAGGUGGCCUCCAAUUAGUGAAUUUAAGGAAAAUCAAUAUUGGAAGGAAAAGAGGGUUUCUUUGUCAAAUAUUUCCUCCAACAAGAAUUCUCAAUCUUUGUUUCAACAAAACAAUUUUGUACAACAACCCAAGUGGAGGUGGAGAUAUAAUAGCCUUGAGCCAAAAUUUGAGACUCCUUUCAGACCCGAGAUGAAAAGAGAUAAGAGGUUAAGUGAAAAAGAUUGGUUGCCUGAUUUGCAACUAGGACUGAGCACAGUAGACAAUAAUAAGGAGCAAAUUCAGCAUAGUAAGAAGGAAUCAGAUUCAACAAUAAACACAAUGCUCUCUCUUUCUUUGCCUUCUUAUUCAUCAAGUGCAACCUAAGAGAUGGCACAUUGUGUUUGUCAAUACUGCUCGGACUCUCCAAAAAUAGUGUCACAUCCGUGUCGGAUCUUUAAAAAAAAAAAGCAUUAUUUUUUAUGGAUUCGACGACAUGCACCUAGCAAUAUUUUUGAAGAGUCCGAGCAAUAUAGGUGUUUGUGUAGAUUUCUAAAGAAUACAGAAACUUGAAUAGCUUGAUAUUUUGUUGAUAUAUUCAUAUGUAGGAGCAGCCUAGGAAGGAGGCUAGUACUUGAUAUCUGACUUUUUAUGCAUGCAUGUCAUAAAAGAACCAAAUGCAUUGGAGUGAGAUCUCCUAAGUAUUUGCCUUA